Molecule: messenger RNA, 4659 nt
Organism: Myotis brandtii (Brandt's bat)
Lineage: Eukaryota; Metazoa; Chordata; Mammalia; Chiroptera; Vespertilionidae
Product: alpha-fetoprotein
Exons: 14
Coding region: 15-1766 (583 amino acids)
Biological process (GO): transport
Cellular component (GO): cytoplasm; blood microparticle
Molecular function (GO): fatty acid binding; zinc ion binding
Source: RefSeq, a predicted model, not a curated record
GUUUGUCUGAAAAAAUGAAGACUGUUAGAUUCAUAUAUUUUCUUGCUUUCUUCAGCUACAUUAAAGGUCAAACUCUUCAGAGAAGUUUACUAGAUGCAGCCAUGCAGCACUCUAAUAGCCAGAAUUAUCUGGAGGAGAACUUAAGAGACAUCAUUAGCAUUAUGGUUGCUCAGUUUCUUCAGAAAUCCACUUAUGAAGAAGUACAAACCAUAGUUGAAGAGUUACUAGAUUUUGCAGAGAAAUGCAAGAGCCUCAAGCUACAUGAGUCACCUCUAGAAUGCUCUUACCAGUUGAUGACCACCUUCUUAGAGCAUAUAUGUGAUAACCAAGGAAUGGUUGACAAACAUGUAUUUUCUGACUGUUGCAAUGUAAAUAACACAGCAAGACACAAGUGCUUCCUAUUAAAUAAAAAAGAUGAUGCGAAUUACAGGGAAAUAUUGCAAAUUCCAAAUCUUGAGCAGAUCUGUGAGGUGAACAAAGGGAAUCAAGUGUUAGUGAAGAAGAGGUAUAUUUAUGAAACUUCUAGAAAGCAUCCAUUCUUGUAUGGACCCACUAUUCUGACCAUGUCUGCUUGCUAUGAAACAGCUGUUCAGUCAUGUUGCCAAGAAGAAAAUAAGACUGAAUGCUUCCAGAUAAAGUUUUUCAGGGAAUUGGUUCUGUUGACUAAAAAACAACCUAAAGCUAACUUUUCUGAAAUUGCCAAACUGGCAGCUGAUAUUAAAAAUCUUCAUCAGACCUGUUGUGAAGGAAAUGCAGUAGCAUGUGUAUUUGGCAGGAGCCAGCUUAUGAACUAUACCUGCUCUAAACAGGCUCUCCUAUCCAGCAAGAUCACUCCAUGCUGUGCACUGCCAGUGCCAUUCAGAGGGGAAUGCAUUAUCAACUCUGAAAAUGACAAUAAGCCUCAUCUCUCAUCCCUGCCACUCAGCAGGUUUACGGAAGAUGGAUUUGUAUGCAAACAAUUCACUGACAAGCAGGAUGAUUUUCUACAAGAGUUUCUUUAUGAAUAUUCAAGAAGACAUCCAGAGUUGGCAGUUCCAGUGAUUUUAAGAGUGGAUUCAGUGUAUCAAAAGUUAUUGGAAAAAUGCUGUAAAUUAGAAAAUCCUCUGGAAUGCUAUAGCCAUGGGAAAGAGAUGUUCCAACGAGUGGUUCAUGAAAGUCACGAGCACGUUAAAAAUCAUUGUGAUUUACGUGAGAAAUUAGGAUAUAGUAACUUCCAAGACAGGCUCCUGGUCCAUUAUACUAAGAAAGCCCCACAACUAUCUGCUCAAGAGUUGGUUAUGUUCACAAAGAACAUGGCAGCUGCCGCCACCAAAUGUUGCCCUCUGAGUGAUGAACAGCAGUUUGUCUGCAUGGAGGACGUGGCUAAGCUAAUUCUUGGAGCUUUAUGCAGAAGACAUGAGACACAGCCUAUCAAUGCUGGUGUGGGUCACUGUUGUGAUGAUUCCUAUGCCUUCAGAAAGCUAUGCUUUGAUGAUCUGCACAUUGAUGGAACGUAUAUUUCUCCACUUUUAUCCUGUGACCAAAUAAUCAGCCUUAAAGAGGACUUGUGCAAAGCUCAAGAGGAGGAAAUCCAAAUUGAAAAGCAAAAGCUCCUCAGCAACCUUGUGAAGCAGAGACCAUAUGCAACAGAGAUGCAGUUCCAACCAAUUAUUGUGGAUUUUACUCAGCUGGUGAAGAUGUGCUGCCAAGCAGAAAAACGUGAAACAUGUUUCCAAGAAGAGGAGUCCAAACUGAUAGAAAAGUGCCAGUCUCUCUUGGGAGGCUAAAUGAUUCCAGAAAUGUCAGUGUAGGAUGAUUGCUGAGGUCUGCAUUUUGUUCUUCAUGAAUAAUGAAACCCGUGUCUAAUAUUCAAACCAGCAAUUAUUUUUCAGCUACUCACAACAUCGCUCAAGAACUCUAGCCAGUCUACACUGAAUUCUCCUUUCCUACUCAGCAGAGAAAUCUGCUUAUUGUACAACCCACUUUCAUUCUCCAUUCCCCCCAUAAUCUUUCUGCUUCUUAGAAUCAGCAACAGAAAUAGGAAGUCAAGGCAUCUGUGAAGAGCCUCGGGUAGAUGGAAUGGGCUGCCGCAUCCACUGGAAACUGGCUGCUGGCUUUUUGAGUAAAAAAUAUCCCACAUGCAACUGGAGCUUCUGUCUAUACCACCUUCUAAAAGUGAUCAUCAAAGAACUGAAUGAGGUAUACCAACAUAAUAGUACACCUGCCAGCUUUUCCACCUCAUCAACUGCCUUGCUAAUGGACUUUGGCCCCUUCAGUUUCUGAAACCAAUCUGAAUAGCUCUAACAAGAUGCCACAGUUACAGGGAAUAGUAACACUGAAAUAUCUGAAUACUUCACACAGCCAAGAGAUAAUAAACUAUACCAUCAUAUCUGGGGAAAUCAUAUAGAAAAGGCUCUGUUUGUACUUCGUCAGCAGCUGGAUCAUAUUUGUGAAAAAGGAGGCAUACAUACAGGGGAUUUUAUAAAAAUAUUUCAAAUAAUUUAUUUACCUCUUCACUAAUUCACUCCAGCCUUUAUUCAGUUGAUUUUUAUUGAGCACAUUCUAUAUACAAGACAUAUCAUUAAGUACAGCAAGGUAUCCAAAGACAGGUCCUCUAUCAUUAAUAAGUAUAAUAUCUGGAAUUAAAUCUGAACUAUUGUAUAACUGGUGGUGAAAUAAGACCAUUAAGACAAGGAUAAAUGGUUUUGUGACAAAAAUUUAUAUUCUUUUAUUUUGCAAAGAUGACUCUAAAGUGAACAGAUUUUUGGCCUUAGAAAUUGUAUUAGUUAUCUAUUGUGAUAUAACAAAUUAGUAUAAAAUUUAGCAGCAUACUACAACACAUAUUUCUUAUUUCACACAGUUUCUGAGGCUCAGGAAUCCAGGGAAGGUUUAGCAGAGUUUUCUGGGCCAGGGUCUCUCAGGAGGUUAUAGCUAUUAGACAGGGAUGUAAUCAUCUGAAGGCUUGACUAAGGCUAUCUCAUGGCCCACGCAUAUGGCUAUGGAUGAAAGGCCCCAAUUCGUUGUUGGCUUUUGGCAAAAGGUCUCUGUUCUCCUCAUGUAAGCCUUUCCCCAAGGCUGCUCUGAACAUGGCAGUUGGCUUCUUCCAGAGCCAGUGGUCCAUGAAGUGAGCAAGGAAGAUGCCACAGUGACUUGAUGACCUAGUCUCCAAAGUUACAUGCUGUCACUUCUGCUUUCCUCUAUUCAUUGGAAUUGAGUCACUAAGUCCAAUCCAUUUGUAAGGUGAGGAAGAUUAGGCUAUACUCCGGAAACAGGGAGUACAAAGACACUGUGGAUAUAUUUUCCAACUACCACAGAAGUGAUGUUAAUGCCUCAAAUAAUUUAGUUGAACUUUUUUGCAUGUAGUAGAACUGUUUGCCUGUACUUGCUAUUUUUUGUUGGUAACUUUUUAAUCACAGCUUUUGCAUUUCCUGAUUUAAAAAGUAACACAUGUUCAUUAUAAAAUAUUUAAUAAGCAGAGAAAAUUUUUAAAAAAUGAAUCAUCGAUAAUUCUAUAAUCCAGACAUAACCACAUUGAACAUGUCUUCAGUUUGAGUUGUAUGUACAAAUACCAGUGUUCACACACAUAUAAACACAUAUUUUAUGGAUAGUAAAUGUUUUAGAAUAUUUGUGUGUAUAGUCUUAUUUAGGUACAUAAGGAGAAUUUACUCCUAUAAUUAAAAUUCAUUUGGGAACAAUUCUAAUAGCUGCAUAACAUUCUAAGGAGAAGUAUUUCUUUCCUUCUUUCAUCUUUCUUCUAUAUUUGACAUUUAGGCUAUUUGUUAUUUUUUUUGACAAUAAAUAGGAAUAUAGUAAAUAUAUUUGCAUAAUGUCUUUGUAUGACUGAUUAUUUCAAUAUAAGAUUCUAUAAAUAGAAUUAUAAUAUGAAAUUAUAGCUUAAUUGCUUUCUAGUUAUAUACAUUUGUAUUGCUACAGUAGUUUGAGCGUCCAUCUCAUUGUAAUUUGUUGAGUAUUUAAUAUUGUCCCUUCUUAAUCUUUACUGAUUUAAUAGGCCAAAAAGUAUAUUUUACUUUUCUUUAAUUUGUAUUUUGUUGACAUGCCAGUUAUUUUUUGCCUCUCUGUUCCAAAUUCAUUCUUUGCUGUCAGCUUUGUGAAAUGGAUACGGACCCUUUAAAUAUGUUUUCUUCGAAGCUUGGAUGCCAUGCUUUGCCAGCAGAGGGCACUGGAGAAGCACCGUAGGAGGAAGUCUGUCUUUCCUGAUUCCUAGUGGCUGGCUGGGUGGCCGACUUUUUUCUCCACUGCUCUGCCCAGUGCUGGUUGCCGGUGGCUUGCAGCUUUCUGUAGCAUUUAUUUCCCCCACUGCUUUCCCAGUUUUUGAUUGGGUUUGUGGUGGCAUAACCUGGAGCCCCAGGGCAGGCCUGUGCCCUACUCACAUCAUUGCUCUCUGCACCUUCUCAACAUGGUGCAUGUUCCCUGAGAGGGCCCUGUGGGCUGGCCAUCUGGUGAGCCACUUGCCUGGCCUUUAUCCCAUGCAGCCUUAAAGGUGCCACAGAACCAAAUCAUACACAGAGUUGUCCUAGGUUUCUUCAAAGGAGGCCCUUCCGGCUCCCAGUCCUAGCAGCGUCCCUGACUCUCUGUGCCGACCCUGCAGCCUCGGCUUACCUGUUCCUCUAAACCAGCGGUUCUCAACCUGUGGGUCGCGACCCUUUGGAGGUCGAACGA